AUGUCAGAGAGAAACAUAAUUACCACAUGUCACUUUAACGGUGUUGUUUCGACAAACACUCCUGUUGGAUUCUCGUUCAGCAAUACGGAUACAUACGCCUUCAAAAUUCAUGUCAAUUCAGAUUUUUUUCAUUUUAAGGAUAGAAUGGAAAAAAAAUUGGCACAAGGCGUUGAGGAAAUCAUUUAUCGCCAUCCCACCCUUAAUGAAGACGACUGUACGAUUUUUUACAUUAUGACGCCAAUCAAAAACGACGACGAUGUCAAGGCCAUGUUUCGGUGCCACAUGAUGUUUGGUCAGUUACCUACAAUUGAGGUGUAUGUCAAACUACAACAUAAUCCCGAAACAUUGCAAACUCAGGAGACCCAGUCACACUGGUACGGGAUGAGCCAAACAUCCGACGACGAACCAACGCAAAACAAUUUACCUUUCAUACCAGAUGAGGAGGUUGGAGAAUCAAGUGAUGAUGAUAUUUAUGAGGAGAUCAGGAUGCAAGAUAUUUUUGGUGACAGCGGUGACGAAGACAAUGAAGACGAAGAUAUAGUUGUCCCGUCUACGCAACCGAUCCGCGCACAACCCGUAAGUUUGUAUAACCCGCCGAUACACAUGCAAAAUAUUGAUAUUGAAGAUGACGACACAACCUCCGUGUUUGGAAGUGCUAUUCAAAACCAUAUAGGUGAUGAAAUAGAGAUCGGUAUGGAGUUUGAAAACAAGGAAGCCUGCGUUCUCGCUCUGCAGCAUUGGCACAUAACACACUGUGUGGAUUAUUGGGUGUAUCAGUCCGACAAUGAACGAUAUGUCAUUCAGUGUAAGAAAUAA
Messenger RNA from Lathyrus sativus (Indian pea), 816 nucleotides. The record is from the annotation of a GenBank genome assembly. Lineage: Eukaryota; Viridiplantae; Streptophyta; Magnoliopsida; Fabales; Fabaceae.